Messenger RNA from Plasmodium cynomolgi strain B, 7579 nucleotides. RefSeq lists its product as hypothetical. The transcript has 6 exons. Gene Ontology annotation, molecular function: mRNA binding. Lineage: Eukaryota; Apicomplexa; Aconoidasida; Haemosporida; Plasmodiidae. Bases 1 to 6870 code for a protein of 2289 amino acids. Gene Ontology annotation, cellular component: THO complex part of transcription export complex. Gene Ontology annotation, biological process: mRNA export from nucleus; mRNA processing. The record is from RefSeq and is a predicted model, not a curated record.
AUGGAGGACAUAGACCAGCUCUUCACCUAUCAAGUAUGCGUAUUGAAUGAGUUCAGGGAAAAUGAUGUUGCGAGUAACCUUCCAAAGGUUAAGCAAUCUUACGAAAGGAUACUGCUAGCCAUUUUGGAGGAGGUGAAAAGGUAUCAAGCCGAUUUGUGUAGCAACCGGAAGGAUAAAACUCGGAGUGAUGGUCUAUCGAAACAUAACUCCGUUCAUGAAAAUGCUAAUGAGGUAGUUAUCGACUUACAUGAAGGAUACACAAAAGGAUCAAGUACAGGAAUUCGAAAGAGAAAGCGUAAUGCAGAAGAGGAAGAGGAGGAGAAAGAGGAGAGUCUAAGUGGGGAGGAAAAAGAUAACACAAAUGAAAAAAAAGAUGGUAGUAGUAACCAAGGUAACGGAAACGUACGUGAGUAUAUCGAUAACUGCCAUACCGAGAAGGGGAACAAGAAGUUAAAGGAUGCCUCCCACCUCCGAAGGGACAGUCCACCACCCCACACAGUGACAGUGAAGCCAACGGAUAAACACCCCCCAGGAGGGGCACAAGCAGAACAUAUAAAAGUAGACGACGAUUUUAAGUUCCUAACUGCAGAAGAUCUACAUUUUAAAAUCCCCCUAAAGGAGCAGUGCGAUUUGAAAGGAUUAUUCAGUAACCUCGUGGAAGAAAUUAAAAACAAAAAUUACCUCAACUUGUAUAGGCAAAUGUACGUAGAAUCGUUUAGAAGAAAUCAGGAGAAAAUUCAAGGAGAGUCGAUUCUCCUUACUAGUGGAUCCUAUCAUGGGGGAGACCUCACAAAUAAUGAUGUCACAAAUCACAUGUCCCUUCCCAUUGCAGAGGGGAUGAUUAAAGUUGUAAAAUUCUACGUCGAAAGGGUAAAGAGCAAUUUGUGCCUUUUCUACUUCGACCUUUUUUUGUGCAUCUUAAAAGGUGCCGUGGCGGUGGAUUGCGCAGUCAAUUUUAUUGCCCACGAUUUGGCGGACGUCCACCGGGAGAGCUUCGGGAAGUUAUUGGAGGUGGUCUCCACGGGGGAAAGCCAAAAAGGGGAAACCGCAACUGGGGAAACCGCAACUGGGGAUAGCCCAAAAGGGGAAACCACAACUGGGGAAAGCCCAAAAGGGGAACCGCCAACGGGGGAUAGCCCAACGGGGGAACCGCCAACGGGGGACGCCCAAAACGGAGUGAUUAUCGCCAAUUCGGGGAAACGCGAGAGAAACCAACUACUCCAACAAAACUUUGCGGGCCACGUGAAGGAACUCAUCCUCAACAGCCUGCACUACCUGAUCGAGCUCCUCGAGCAAAUGAAAGAAAUUAAUUUCGCCAACUACUCCCAGUACAAGGAUAUCAUCUCCAAGUGUGUCAUGUCGCUAGAAGCAAAAAGGGUUAUAACAUAUAAAGAAGCCACCACGUACAUUGAGUGCAAAAAUUUCGACAAACUCAGCAUCUUCAACAAAGAGUUGUACAAACUGGUCACUAAAAUGAGAACCAAAAAUAUGUACAGCAUAUGGGUUUACAAUUUAUUAAGGGAAGAUAAAGACAACAUCCCCCUGUGGAAGCACACCUUGGCAGAAAGCACAAAAAGGUCAUGGGACAGGCACCUGAAAUGCUACUACUGUACAGACUUGAUAAAAUUAAAGAACAAAAUUUUCACCAUCGCGGGGCUUCACAAUUUAUGUCCACGCAGGGUACUCUCCAUUCUCAUUUUCUUCUAUGAGCAGAAUGUGGACAGCCCGAAGCAGCUGCUGCCUCUGUUCUUCCUAUACACAAAGGAAACCAUCACAGAUAUCAUUCUCCUUGAGUUAAAAAUAAAAAAUAAUUACAUCAAAGAGUUGGAACAGAAGGAAUUACAAAAAUUAAAAUAUCUCCAUAGAAGUGAAGAAGACAUGGGAAAAAAUAAUCCAGACUCGAGUAAAUUCCUAGAGCAUUUUUUUUUGAAUAAAAAUAAUUUAUUUACACCCAACUAUUUUAAAAUGUGUUCCAUUUUUAUUUUAAAUGACCUACUCAAUUUUAACACCUUUUAUGAACAUAUCCUCCCAAAUGAUGAGUUACUGAAGUAUGCUUUUUCAGAGCUCUAUAAAAAGCUUAAUGAAGAUUAUGACAAAUCGACGUCUGAGAGGUUGACUCCCUUUUUCUUUCCUUACCUUCCGUUGGAUAUAAGCGAGCUGCACCGUUUGUACAAUAAAGUGCGUAAGUAUAGUCAGAAAAGCAAAACUCCGGAGCGGUCUUCUUCCCGACAUGGCAGUGUCAUGGAUUCUACCUACAGUAGCAGCUCCGGGCAGAACAGCCACCCCUCCGGACAGAGCAGCCACCCCCCCGGUGCUUCUGCGCAGAAGGGCAGUUCGUACUCUAAUGAGAAUAUCGGAGAGGGUGCCACUUCGCAGGGUGGGAGCAACGGCAGGUCUAGCAGCAUCACGGAUGGAACGACCCCCAAAGGAGGGAAAAACUCCAAAGGGGUAAGCUUAUCAAACACAACCAAUAUGUUUACCAAUUGUGACCCAUCUCGGAGCAACCUCUCCAAAAUCUUCGAAGAAGGGAAACCCGAGAAUGUGCAAGAUCGCGUAGUGCACUAUCUCCUGAAUUACAAAAGUGUCGACAUAAAAAAAAAAAACGAACAAAUUGCGGACCUUCAUAAUAAGGACCCGAUUGAAUUUUUCAUAUUUGACAUGAUUCACAACCAAUCCAAUGGUGCUGAUAAUUUCGUUAAGAAUUACAUCGACAGGGAAGUACAACUGAGGAGCGAAAUGGAGAACUCGAAAUAUUUGUCCUACACCAAUUCGUAUGACUACCUCUUUCUUCAGGAUGACAAUUAUUUCUUGCUACUAGGUCGACUUUUUUUUAUUAAAAAUCCAAAGUUCUUAUUUCUGUCAUCUUUGAUUAACCUAAAUGCCUGGAGCUAUGUCGUCACCUUACUGGAUCAUAUGGCUAGCUACCAAUGCAACCCCUUCCUCAAUUAUUACGUCAGUUUAUCUAUAUCACGGCUGAUUGGAUAUUCCAUAACAUCAUUUGAGAAGGCCUAUCUGCCCAGCGAAACUUCUCGGGAGGUACUUACAGCAAGUGGAUCGAAUCAAAAAUCGAGACAUGUGCUUCCCUAUAUGAGAAAGAUAGCCAACUUAAAUGGGGGAGAAGCUACCUUCACUCGGGAUGACACACCCAACGGCGAGAGUGCUACUGUGGAAAAUGGAGACACCGAUGGACCCUGUUUCUUCUGCAAGAUUCAUCUCGACACCAAUAGGCUCUACAGCUACCAAUGCAUCAAAGUGCUGAACCGAAACAAGCCACACUUACAAAACCUGUUCAGGGAUGAGAAAAAAAUACAAAAGAAGAAAAAAAAAAUGAAACAAAUUUUAAAAAGCGUUAUUUACAGCGUUAGGGGCGGCACCCCCGGGGGAAGGAAUACCAAGACUGAUCAAACCAGUUGUGAUAGUCACUCUCCUUACGAGAAAGCGAAUGGAACUUCGAAGAAGAAAAAGAAUUCGAAUCAGCUCAGUCGUUCCUCUACCCUACUGCACUCCUUGCGGAAGUAUCUACUGCUCUGCUCGAACGCCCCUCCAUCUGACGAUUCAUCCGAGGCGGACUCGGUCGAUUUUGCGCCAAGUGAGAAAAACGAACGAGGGGAGGAGGACAACCACGCGUUGGGUCCCAAGGGGGACGCAUCCGUUAAGAUGGAACAGAUCAGCAGUGCGGACCCAGUCAGUAAUGCCGAUCCGAUCAGCAGUGCAGACCCAGCCAGUAAUGCCGAUCCGACUAGCAGUGCGGACCCCGCGACCAACCUGAACACGUUCCUGAGCUUCUUCUCAUCCAACCGAGCCAACAACUACAUGAAGAAAAUAAAAAAUGUAGAUGAUUUUUUCAGUAGAACAUUGCAGUAUGUGAAGUACCUGGGGUACUUCGGAUAUCUUUACAAGUCCCUGGUGAGGAGACUGCUGCUCAUAGUGAAGGCCUACGUGAGGAGGAAGGUGAGCCGGGGGGAAGAGCUGCAUAGCAACUUUGACAAGCUGUUCAUCCAUUUUUUUUUCUUGUGCCCGAUAAAUGAGGACGACGAGGGAGGAGGGGGGAUCGGAAGUAGCGGCAGCAUCGGGGGGAUGGGCAGCGUCGGCAGCAGCGGCAGCGUUGGUAGGAACGACUUAAAUGGUGGCGGUGAGUGCCCCCUGAAUGAGGACAUAUGGAACGUGCUGAGACUCAUCCCCGUGUCCAGGCGCUACAAGCUGUAUGCCAAAUUUUACAGAAAAGUGGAGAAAUAUCAGAAGGUCGUUUCCAAGCUGGCGGUGGCUGCUCACCCAGGCAAGGGAGGAGACGUCAGCGUGGGAGGCAGCACCGGAUCUGGACCACUCUUGCCCCACGAUAAGGCAUCCAUUGUCCUCUCCAUGAUCAACUUCGAGUUAUCCAAAAACAAACUGAGAAAAAUUAUCAAAAGGAUUACGUCGGAUAUUCUGAAGGAUAGGUACAGCAGCAAAGUGCAAAGCAUUUUAAUGCAGCUGACCGGAGUGAUAAAUAGAAAUCCCUUCGUUUCGUCGGACGUGAUUCUGCAGCAGUGUGAGCUGUUCGAUAAUAAUAUGAUCAUAACUCUGUCCGAGUCGAUCAAAGAUAUACAUAGCUUCUCCAGUGAUAUAUUUAUUUUUAAAAUUGUGGAGAGACAACAGCUGCUAAAUGUUAACAACUAUCUGUUAAGCAAACAAUACAGCAUGAACAGUUCAGACUUAUUUGAUGACUCCCUUUUCAAACCGAAGAAGCUGAUCAAUCUUUCGCUAGUCAGUGCCAAAUUUUUGUCUAAGCAUCCCUUUGCAGACGUCUACCCUCUUGUCCUCUCCAUUGUAAAGAGAUUAUUUUCUGAGCUGCACAUCACGGACCAGCUGUUCCUUAGAAAUAGGAGAGAAGCUCAGCAGGGCAGUAGGGGGUCCAUGUCAAGUUGGGUGGAAGAACAUGUAAUAAAGGGGGAGACGGAUGAGGAGAAAGAACCACCCCAGGGGGGGGCCAAUACCACCACCGCCAGUACCACCAAUACCACUACCACCCACUAUACCGACGAAUUCAAGCUAAGCAUCCUAAACGCGAUGAAUGUGAAAUACCCAGACGUUAUGAGUGGAUACAUAUUCGACAUAGACUACCUACAGAAGCUUAUCGAGAUUUACGGAGGGACAAGCGCAUCUGUAGAUGUACAAGAGCUUAAUGAAGAUCAACUAAAUGCUCAGUGUGGGUUCAAGUUACUCAAAAAAGAAAUCAUGAUAUUGGAAGAAAAUUUUAAUUUUAACAUGAAUAACGUAGAAUAUGAAAAUAUAGAAAAAGCUGAGAUGGAUGAUGAACGUCUACAAAAACUCUGCGUUGACAAUGCCACCAGGAAUUUGUCUAACCCUAAUCUCGUUUACCUUUUCUUGUGUACUUUGUCUAAAUUGAAAUAUGAGUACCUAUUCGAUAGUAACACAAAUAACUUAAGAAAUUUGUCAUCCCUAAUCGACAAAGUGGAUGCGGUUCUCCUUCAGUUUAUUAAUUUCCUACAGACGAACACGGAGCCUUAUCUCUAUUUGACUUACAUUCCCAGCAUCACUUUGAUUUUUUCCUACUUUGACAUUUCGCAGUCGUUUCACAUCAUCAGAUUUGCCUUCCCCUUCUUCGAUGAGAAGGGGGCUGCCAGGAGGCAGCACCGGUCCUCUUCCCCCUUGCCGCGCGCAAAGGGCGAUACCGCUAACAGAAACGAUGCCGCUAACAGAAGCGAUACCGCUAACAGAAGCGAUACCGCUAACAGAAGCGAUGCCGCUAACAGAAGCGAUACCGCUAACAGAAGCGAUGCCGCUAACAAAAGCGAUGCCGCUAACAGAAGCGACCCCGCGAACUGCAAGCCCAGCGAGGGGGAGCGCCGCCCGCCCCCGUAUGACGAUCCCACCUUCCACCACUCCAACGAGGAAAAGUGGAAACAAGCCAUCAUGCCGAUCGUCCAGAGAUACCUAAGCAUAGAAAACCUAAACGGAAUUAACAUCGAUUUUUAUCUGACCUACUGGAGACUAAGCAUCACAGAUAUCUAUGUCCCCCACAAGCAAUACCAGAAGGUGAUGGAAAAAUAUGACUCUUAUAUAAAGAAGCUAGAGAAACAUCAUGAGGAUAAUAAGAAGAAUGAAGACUACAAAUGGAUUCACAAGAAACUGAGAAAACUCCGUUCCAGAAAAGGAUCCAUUAACAGUGAGUACCAGUAUCACAUUGCACACACAGAGAAAAUAAAGAAACACUUAUCACAUGUAGUGGACCACUGGGUGAACCCACAAGAAAUUGACCUAACCACCUUUACAGCUUUCGUCAAAUGUCUCAUAGCCCCGAGAAUAUUAAACAGCGAAAAGGAUUCCUUGUUCUGUUCCAAGUUCAUACUAUUGCUAUUGGAGUUCCGUACUCCUCUGUUUAAUUUCUGCUUGCUAACAUACGUAUGCAUAAAAAUGCUCAUGCCAAUAAUAAAUGCUUGCACGGAGAAAGAAGCUCUAAAUAUAGGUCUGUUUUUUAAUGAGUUGUUUUCCUACGUGUAUCAGUUAUGUCAUGAUCCAAAAUACUUUACACUCGUGUCGGAAGAGAACCCAUGCUUUAGCAGCACACUGAACUUCGAGUCCAAAAUUACGAUUGAACACUCUUGUAUUAUUGGAAAGGUUGCCAAAUGGGAGAAGCUCCUCGUUUCUCUUCUUUUCGAAAAUAACAAUUAUCAGAAAUCAUGGAUUAAUUCGAAAUCUGUAGUAAUUUUCCUAUUUCGUGUUUUGCAUUCCUUUCCCUACUCGAACAAAGUGAAGCAUUCCAUAAGGAAGUACCUGCAGAACUUGCACUCCUUCGCGCAGAACCGUGGGUGGAAGGACAUUGCCAUCUCGGUCAACAGCUUGAAGACCAUCAUGGAGAGGAACCGGUAAAUGCACGCCCCCCUCACCCAAUGCAGCAAAGCGGCUGAGAAGGAAAAGAAGGAGGAGUCCGAGGUGAAGCCCCAGGAAAGCAAAGCCAGCUCGUCCAAGGCAAGCGCGCCCGCACCAAACCCAGACGGAAACGUGACGAUGAAUCCCUUCAAUACGUCCAACCCAGUGCAUAUGAACUCGAAUGCCAACUUCGUUCCCAUAACGAAGAGUAUGUAUAACACAAACAUGUACCCCGUUUUGCACAACUCCAUGAGCAUGCCGCCCAAGCCAUACAUGAAGGACAACCCAUUUAACAACAAAAUUCCUUCAACGCAGGAUCCGAAUAAGUACUUCAUGAAAAAUAAAUUUCGAUUUUUCUAACAUCAUGUCCAUGUCUUCCAUUAACCCAAACACCAUUAGCAUAAAUAACGACAUGAGCAAACGAAGAGACAUUUUCAGCGGCAUGCAAGGCAAUGCAAAUCCCUAUCCGUCCCCACCUCCCAAAGCAUUAGUUCAUAUGAAUGACAAAAAUAUGAUGAACAAAAAUAUGAGAAUGGACAGUCGUGCCAUGCAGAAUGAAGGUGUGAAUUAUACCCUGCCGCAGAACUUUAUGGGUAUGCAUCCGUACAUCCCUCCACCUAUGCAUGACAUGCCCCCAAACCAGAUCUUCCCAAAUGUACAUCAUGGUCAUAUGAAAACGAACAGAAAUUCGAACAGCUUCUCACGCAGA